UUGUAGGUAUCACCAUGUCUACAGGCACGGUAUUCGUCCGCUUUGGAGGAAUCCAACUCGGUUCAAGAGUCUCAAGACCCCAUACGGCUUUGCCCUAAAAAUAAUUAAUGGUGACUGGGUUCCUGAGCGCAUGAUGAAUACAUUCUACCUUGGACAACCCAUACACUUUCAAGCUACUACCAAUCUUACUAUUCCUGGGACAAAGCUUUUCAUCCACAGCUGUUAUGCAACCGCAUCUCCAGCUUCAAAUUCAACGCCCAGAUACACAGUGAUUGAGAAUUAUGGGUGCAUGGUGGACAGCAAGUAUGAAACCUGUAGCUCCCAUUUUGUGCCUCCCAGAACCAACAAUACAAUCAAUUUAAUUGUUGAUGCUUUCCAGUUCAACACGCUGUCCCCUCUGGUAAACAAGUACUACAUGCACUGCACAAUGGUGGUAACGAGCAACAGCAUGGUAACGCAGAGUACCAAGUCUUGCCACUAUGAUAAGAACAUGAACAGGUAG
Acipenser ruthenus (sterlet) is the source of this 502-nucleotide messenger RNA. RefSeq names its product zona pellucida sperm-binding protein 3-like. Gene Ontology annotation, cellular component: extracellular matrix. The transcript is spliced from 4 exons. The record is from RefSeq and is a predicted model, not a curated record. Gene Ontology annotation, molecular function: acrosin binding. Lineage: Eukaryota; Metazoa; Chordata; Actinopteri; Acipenseriformes; Acipenseridae. Bases 131 to 502 code for a protein of 123 amino acids. Gene Ontology annotation, biological process: binding of sperm to zona pellucida; positive regulation of acrosome reaction; egg coat formation.